AUGGAAGAGGUAGUGAUGGUUCAUGAAGUAGAAUUUGAAACAAAUCCUACAGGAAUGAACAGGGAAAGACUACAAAAGGUUCAAGCAGAAUUGAUCAAAAGUCUUGCACUAGAGGAGAAAUAUUGGCAACAAAAAGCAGGCAUGACUUGGUUCAAGGAAGGGGAUAGGAACACUAAGUUCUUCCAUGCACAAGUGAGAGGUAGAAGGAAGAGACUUCAGCUUAACAGAAUUCAAAACAGUGGAGGAACCUGGAUUGAAGAAGAACAACAAAUUGCAGAAGAGGCUAUCAAAUUCUACGAGGAACAGUUUACAGAAGAAGCUACUUCUUCAUCAUUUGAUAUCUUAGAGCAUGUUCCUAAUCUGAUUAACACUAAGCGGAAUGCAGAAUUUAUUAAGCAACCAACAAAAGAGGAGGUUAAAGUGGCAGUACUUGGACUUAAUGGUGAUAGUGCUGGGGGGCCAGAUGGUAUGUCAGGAAAAUUUUAUCAUUCUUGUUGGGACUUAAUAGGGGAUGACCUGUACGACAUGGUGAGGGCUUUUUUCAAUGUCCAUGAGCUUCCCAAGUGUGUAACACACACAAACCUAGUUCUUCUACCAAAGAAAAAAGAAGUUACCACCUUUUCUGAUUUAAGACCAAUAAGCCUCAGUAAUUUUUCUAAUAAGGUUAUAUCAAGGGUGGUUCAUGAAAGGCUAGUGAAAUUUCUCCCAAGUCUGAUAUCGGAGGAACAAGCAGGUUUUGUUAAGGGAAGGAAUAUAGUAGAAAACAUCCUUUUAACUCAAGAGAUAGUGACUGACACUAGGCUUAGAACUAAGGCUGGACCUAAUGUCAUCCUGAAGCUAGAUAUGACCAAAGCUUAUGAUAGAUUAUCUUGGCUAUUCCUAACCAAGGUACUAAGAAAGAUGGGAUUCACAGAAAGGUUGAUAGGGAUUGUCUUUGGAUUAGUUUCAAACAAUUGGUAUUCUAUUCUAAUAAAUGGUCAAGCGCAUGGGUUCUUUAAGUCCUCAAGGGGAAUAAAACAAGGUGGUCCUGUAUCUCCAACUUUGUUUAUAUUGGCAGCAGAAGCAUUAUCUAGGGGACUCAAUGCACUACACACUAACCUGUAUUUUUGUGGAUUUGGGAUGCCAAAGUGGAGUCCAAAUAUAAAUCAUUUGGCGUAUGCAGAUGACAUGAUUAUCUUCUUAUACUCAGAUGAAACAUCUCUAAUGCUGAUUAUGCAAGUGCUAAAGGAAUAUGAAAAUGCAUCUGGGCAGCUUGUUAACAAGACCAAAUCAGCUGUGUACCUGCAUCAUUUAACAGACAUGGAAGUGGUCAGCAAGGUAGAAAGGAUCACAGGCAUUUAUAGGAAUUAUUUCCCUAUCAUAUAUCUAGGUUGUCCGAUAUUUUAUGCAAGGAGAAAGCUGGAAUUCUAUCAGCCCCUAAUUACUAAGGUAAUGGAUAAAAUGCAAUCAUGGCAGGGCAAGUUAUUAUCAGUAGGGGGCAGGGCAGUUCUCAUAUACCAUGUAUUGCAAAGCAUGCCUAUACAUCUACUUUCAGCUGUAAACCCUCCAAAGUAUGUGAUAAAUAGGUUGCACAAAUUGUUUGCUCAGUUUUUUUGGAGCAGCACUGUAGGAGGAACUAGUAGGCAUUGGGCUUCAUGGAAUACCUUAUGCAUGCCAAUUGAAGAAGGAGGAAUAGGUUUCAGGUCACUGCAUGAUGUAGCAAACGCAUUAUUCAGUAAGUUGUGGUGGAAUUUCAGAACAAAACCGAGCCUAUGGAGCAGCACUGUAGGAGGAACUAGUAGGCAUUGGGCUUCAUGGAAUACCUUAUGCAUGCCAAUUGAAGAAGGAGGAAUAGGUUUCAGGUCACUGCAUGAUGUAGCAAACGCAUUAUUCAAUAGUAAGUGGGAUGUGGCCAGGCUAUAUGAAAUACUUCCUGAAGAAUUAGCAGUACACAUUAUGGAGAAAAUCAAACCACCUUCACAGAUACAGGUUCUUGACAGGCCGUGUUGGAUGCUGGAAACAAGAGGAUAUUUCAGUGUUAAGUCAGCAUGGGAGUAUACGAGAAGAAGAGACGAACCAAGAACAGCUUAUAGAAUGAUUUGGGUGAAUGGACUUCCUUUUAAAAUAUCAUUUUUCAUGUGGAAAGUGUGGAAAGCAAAUCUACCUUUAGAUGAUUUCUUGAAAAGGAUAGGCUACUGCAUGCCAUCAAAAUGUUGGUCUUGUAUACAGCCUGAUGAGGAAUCUCUUAAGCACUUGUUUUUUAGAUCAGAAACUGCAAAGAUAACUUGGAGGUAUUUUCUAUCGGGGGAAGGAAUAGAUGUGGAGGGACUUACAUUGCACCAAGCAAUCACAAAAUGUUGGACUGCAAAUGUGUGCUUAAGGCUAAAACCAAUAAUGCAAGCACUCCCCUCAUGCAUAGUCUGGGAACUUUGGAAAAGAAGAAAUAGUAUGAAGUAUGGUGAUGGCGUGAGAACAAGCAGGGUGAUCUAUCAAGUUUCAUCAAAUCUUCAGGCUUUGGUGAAACUGAGAAAGCCUGGGAUGAUCAUGGUACCUCACAAAUGGCAAGAUCUAUUAGUUGUGAUGGAAAAUUUCACUCCAAAACUUAAGGUUACCAAAGUCAUGUGGGAACUUCCAAAUACAGGAUGGCUAAAGGUUAAUACGGAUGGGGCUUCGAGGGGGAAUCCAGGCAGAAGCUCAAUAGGCUUCUGUAUACGAAAUGAAAAUGGUGACAUAGUCAAGUCAGUAGGAAGGGAGAUUGAGGAGACAACAAACACAGUAGCAGAAGCGAAGGCCAUGGUAGAGGCACUAAGGUUCUGCAGAUUUCAACAAUACCCUCAUGUAUGGCUUCAAACUGACUCAAUGUUAUUAAAAAAGAUUAUGGAUGGGAUCUGGAAACCACCAUGGAUCAUAUCUGAGCAGGUAGAGGAAAUAAUGCAACUAAUGACUGGGGGCAAUUACACAGUUACUCAUAUUCAUAGAGAGGGCAACAAAUAUGGCUCCCAAGAAACAUAUAUCUUCCAAGAAAAAGGCCUCUACCAGUCGUCAAUCACAACAAGCCAAAAUCAAGAGGAGACCUUGCCAUCAGUUAACCUACAAGCUAAGAUAAGAAGAAAAAGAGGAGAUGAUUUCCAACUCAGGUUUAGGGUCGAAGGCUCUAGGGAUCUUUAUAGAGAAGCGCUUACAAAACGGAAAAUCCUUUACGAGAAACAACUGAGUCUGAAUGGGCUACAUGAGCAAUACCCUCACAUACUGGAGAACAUCAAGGCUAGAAAUUGGGAGUGCUUCACUGAGCUGCCUGAUGAUUACAAUGAAACAUUGGUGCGUGAAUUUUAUGCAUCUUAUGGAGCCUCCAGCACACCUCACCACAAGCGCAACAAAGUUUUCCGUGAUACUGUCUUGGUUCAAGGGAAGUAG
Nicotiana tabacum (common tobacco) is the source of this 3393-nucleotide messenger RNA. The record is from RefSeq and is a predicted model, not a curated record. NCBI's taxonomy places the organism in Eukaryota, Viridiplantae, Streptophyta, Magnoliopsida, Solanales, Solanaceae.